This is a messenger RNA of Cordyceps fumosorosea ARSEF 2679, 1164 nucleotides long. RefSeq lists its product as hypothetical. Bases 1 to 1164 code for a protein of 387 amino acids. The transcript has a single exon. The record is from RefSeq and is a predicted model, not a curated record. NCBI's taxonomy places the organism in Eukaryota, Fungi, Ascomycota, Sordariomycetes, Hypocreales, Cordycipitaceae.
AUGGACGAACCGGGCUGGGCAUGGCCCGCCUGGAAGUUCAACAUGAAAAGAGGCGACCUCUUCACUUCCUUACACGACCAAUAUAAUACCGUCUCCUUCUCCCUCCAAGACCCCGAGGCCUUCCACCACGAUGUCUUUGAGCUCUCCCACCAAGCCGAUACUGCCGAGGAGUUCCAUCAACUGAUGGCUGAGCGCAAGGGUCAGCGUACCAAGGAGAUGAAUGACUGCCUUGAGUCGCUCGCCGUUGAAAUUAUCGCAAAUCCCAAGUUGAUGGGUACCGAUCAGUGGCAGCACGCGGUCCAGCUCUUCCGAACCAAAUCAUAUGACUCCAUCGUUCGUUACUUUGCGAGCUACAUUCCCGAGGAGCUGGUCGAUGAGAAGCAAUGCCCAUCGCCAGUCUCGGAGACUGUGGCUUUCGAAAGCGACUCUGCUUGUACAACUGGCACCAAACUCACUGAAAUCGAGGAUAUGUCACAGUUUCUCGACCAUGAUGACUUCUUCCCCAAUGGUCCCGUCAUGAUGGUUGAUCCUUGUCCCAUGGAUGCGCACGGCCCUCCCUCUCCGCCGCACUCAGCGAGCACUCCUUCAGAAUACUCGGACGAUGCCAGUUAUCCUUCCACUGGCCGAUCGUCUCGAUCAGCAUCUUUCUCUGCUUCCGAAUCUGGAAGAAUUUCAGGGUUUCUUCGAGACUUGUCGAAGGAUGACGAUGAUACUACAUCGCAGUCUGAUAGUGGUGAAACCGUCACGUCGGCUGGCGACUCUGUCGAGACCAUCUCGUCUGUUGAUCCAUCGGAUCAUUAUCACGACUCCAAAUCUCUGCCCAUGACGCCACAAGAUGACGAAGAUUGGGACAUUUACAACCUUCCUAUCCAAUACGAACUCGAUGAUGACCUUACCUAUGAUACCCUGGAUUCUGAAACAGCAACACCUAAACCGUUGUCAGAAGCCACCAACUAUCUCGAGCAUCCCUGCAAGGCUACUGUUAUCAGAGCCUUAUGCACACGGCGAUCGCAGCCGCCCAAAUCAUAUAUCAGAAACCGAACCUCUGCGACAGUGUCGCGUGCCAAUAGUAGGAGGACUCCUGAAGAGGUCUUCUCCAGAAUACAAAAAGCCCCGGCCGAGGCUGCCCGAAGGCGGCCCAAAGGCACGAUGGGACUUGACUAG